Molecule: messenger RNA, 384 nt
Organism: Drosophila subobscura
Lineage: Eukaryota; Metazoa; Arthropoda; Insecta; Diptera; Drosophilidae
Product: keratin-associated protein 19-2
Exons: 2
Coding region: 1-384 (127 amino acids)
Source: RefSeq, a predicted model, not a curated record
AUGAGGAGGAACGUUGUUACAAUCAUGGGCUUAUCGCUGCUGUUGUGCUUGGGCCUUGGUCACUCGCAUGGCUUUGGUGGAAAGAUCGGAGGAGGCGGAUACGCCCCCGUGUACACCAACUAUGUACCGUACCCUGUGGCCCAGCCCGUCCCUGUGCCCGAGCCAAUACCUGUCCCUGUUGCGGUCCCACAGCCCUAUCCAGUUCUGGUGCCACAGCCUGUUCCCUUCAAGCACGGAUGGAAAGGUGGAUUGGGCGGCUUUGGCGGCCUGGGCCAGGGACUCGGAUAUUCCGGAAGCUAUUCAUCGGCCUACAGCUCAGCUGGCUCCUUUUCCAGUGGUUUUGGUGGCGGCGGUUAUGGUGGCGGUAUCUGGAAAAGACGCUAA